AUGCCUGAGUCUCCUCUCAGCCCCCCGACAGCCCGUCAAACCCCAGCCAGCAGCCUCCUCAGUCACACCGACACCGGGGCAGGAGAGAGAGUAGCUAAUGGGGCCUCCUGCAGCGGAGUGAGUGCGGAAAACUGGCAGAGUCUGCACCAUAAACAGCUUUUUCUGGCUAUGAUGGCUCCUCAGCAGAUGCAGCAGCUGCUGUCCCCGAACCAGCUGCAGGCUCUGAUCCACCAGAAGCAACAAGCCCUUCUGCUGCAGCAGCAACAUCUGAAAGAGUUUUACAAGAAGCAACAACAACAGAUUCAUCUGCAGCUGCUUCAACAAAAGCCCAGCAAGAAAGUCAGAGAGCUCCCUGCACAGCAGCUGGUGUUCCAGAAGCUCCUCCAGCUGCAGCAGCAGCAGCUCCUCCGGUUGCAGAGGCCGGUCCUGUCCUCUCCUGCCCUCGGUCCAGCAGGUUUCAGCCCUGCAGAGAUGCAGCAGAUAUGGAAAGAGCUCACAAAUGGAGUAACUGAAGAUAAAACCACAUCGAAGAGCCACCAGGACUCGUCCUCGAGCAACACGGGGAGGCAGAGUGGCGACCGGCGUCCGUCUUCCCCUCACAGCGCUGAACGUGCUGUCGAAGCUGAUCGCGCCGCCACACACUCCCUCUACGCCCACGGUGUGUGUAAUUGGCCCGGAUGCGAGUCGGUGUGUGACAACUUCAGCCAGUUCCUCAGGCACAUCGGCAGCGAGCACACUCUGGAUGACCGAAGUACAGCGCAGUGCAGAGUCCAGAUGCAGGUGGUGCAGCAGCUGGAGCUGCAGCUCUGCAAAGAACGGGAGCGUCUGCGAGCGAUGAUGGCUCACCUGCAUCUGCCAUCCUCAGAGUCUCAGUCCAUCUCUGCACCCGCGAGUCUCCAGCUGCCACGCUGUGAUCCGGCUGCUGACCCACGCGGGCUCCAGCUUUCUUCCUUUCCCGACGACCUGCCCUCGCCGAGCCCGUCGGACUCGGCCCGGGUGACCCCGCGACCUCUGGCCCCCAAGGUGUGCGAAGAAGAGUCGCCCGCUCACGGCGAGUCGUGUGCCGGCGCCGGAAGACGUCGCCAUCACCCUUUGGUCUACUCGCUGUCUUCAGAAAAUGAAUACGAGCUUUACAAGAACACGGAUAUCAGACCACCUUUCACCUAUGCAACGCUGAUCAGACAGGCUAUUAUGGAAACAUCAGACAUGCAGCUAACACUCAACGAGAUAUACAACUGGUUCACACGGACGUUUGCCUAUUUCAGACGCAACGCUGCCACUUGGAAGAACGCGGUGCGCCACAACCUGAGCCUGCACAAGUGUUUCGUGCGUGUGGAGAAUGUGAAAGGCGCGGUGUGGACGGUGGACGAGGAGGAGUACCAGAGGAGGAGGUCCCAGAGGAUCACAGGGAGUCCAUUGCUGAUGAAAAACGUGUCCUCCACGCUGGACUUUGGGACCGUUCUGAAUGCCAGCUUACAGACGGCAGUGUCUGAGUGCGUUGGAAGAAACUCCACAAACAGCCACAGCCAACAGAACUUCUCUCCCGCGUCUCUUUUCCUCAAAGACGAAGCGCUGAAUCUGGACGACCGAGAAUCUCUGAUGCCAAACGUAAAAGCAGCCGGCCGGCACGAUGUCGAGGAGCAUCUGUUUGACCUUGAAUGACACGAGAACUGAAGCAGGCUAAUCCUCCUGUGAACAUCC
Messenger RNA from Cyclopterus lumpus (lumpfish), 1701 nucleotides. RefSeq names its product forkhead box protein P2-like. Bases 1 to 1662 code for a protein of 553 amino acids. Gene Ontology annotation, biological process: regulation of transcription by RNA polymerase II. The record is from RefSeq and is a predicted model, not a curated record. The transcript has 16 exons. Lineage: Eukaryota; Metazoa; Chordata; Actinopteri; Perciformes; Cyclopteridae. Gene Ontology annotation, cellular component: nucleus. Gene Ontology annotation, molecular function: DNA-binding transcription repressor activity, RNA polymerase II-specific; RNA polymerase II cis-regulatory region sequence-specific DNA binding.